ACAACAAACAAACAAACAAAAAUCAAUCUUAACAACGUUUUCAACGAUAGAAAAAAAAACAAAAAAAUAAAUCCGUUAUUAUGAAAAUGGAUGAUCACGUAUUUCCGGCUACAUUGGCCAACAAUAAAGUUAUUCAAGAUUCAUUGCCAAGAUGUAGCGGAUGUGAAGGUAUUAUAUUUGAUCGUUUUAUAUUGAAACUUGGUCAUGAAGAAAAUGAACGACAUACUUGUUGGCAUUCAGGUUGUUUAGUUUGUUCGGAAUGUAAUAUAAAUUUAUCUGUAAAAUGUUAUAUGAAAAAUGGUCAACCAUAUUGUAAAGAUGAUUUUUAUAAACGUUUUGCUAAAACAAGAUGUGCAAAUUGUGAACUUGGUAUUGCACCAACAUCAAUUGUUCGUCGUGCACAAGAUAAUGUUUAUCAUUUACAAUGUUUUAAUUGUAUACUAUGUAAACGUGCAUUGAAUACAGGCGAUGAAUUCUAUCUGAUGGAAGAUAAUAAACUUGUCUGUAAAUCCGAUUAUGAAUCAGCUAAACAAAGAGAAUCAUCAUCAAAACGACCACGUACAACAAUAACAGCCAAACAAUUGGAAACACUUAAAUUAGCAUAUAAUAGUUCACCAAAACCAGCUAGACAGAUACGUGAACAAUUAAGUCAUGAUACUGGUUUAGAUAUGCGUGUUGUACAGGUUUGGUUCCAAAAUCGUCGUGCAAAAGAAAAACGAUUGAAAAAAGAUUCACAUUCAAAAUCACCAACAACAUCAACAACAACAACAUCAUCGAAUAUGAUAAUAAAUAAUAAUCAUAAUGGUAAUGGUUCACAUACAAGUCCACAUCCAUCAUCACCAUCAAGUUCACGUUGGUCAUCAAAUGGUUGUUUAAAUGGUUUAUCAUCAUUAGAUACAAUGCCAGCAAGUAAUGCAUCAUCAACAUUAUUAGCAAAUGAAACAUCAACAUCAUGUUCAUCAUGGUUUGAUGAUGCAAUUAUUGAUGAUGAUGAUGAUGAUGAUGAUGAUGCUAUUAUACAUAGUCGUAUUGAUGGUGAUAGUGAUCUAAAUGAAAUGGAUGAUGAUGAUGAUGAUUCAGUUGAUCCGGAUGAUGAUCUCGAUGAUGAUGAUGAUAGAAUUGUUAAUCAUAAUGUUUAUACAACACAUUAAUUUGAAUUUCAAAAAGAUCUUUUCUUUCCUUCAUUCUUCCAAAUCAAGAUUUUUCAAUUAUAAAAAACAUUCUUUCUUUCUUUCUGAUUUUUGUGCAAAAAA
Messenger RNA from Dermatophagoides pteronyssinus (European house dust mite), 1253 nucleotides. Its product is annotated as LIM/homeobox protein Lhx3-like. Gene Ontology annotation, biological process: regulation of transcription by RNA polymerase II; neuron differentiation. Lineage: Eukaryota; Metazoa; Arthropoda; Arachnida; Sarcoptiformes; Pyroglyphidae. Gene Ontology annotation, cellular component: nucleus. The record is from RefSeq and is a predicted model, not a curated record. Gene Ontology annotation, molecular function: DNA-binding transcription factor activity, RNA polymerase II-specific; zinc ion binding; RNA polymerase II transcription regulatory region sequence-specific DNA binding.